AUGCAGACUGCGUCUACAAACAAUUGUGAAAGAAUGAGUUGCUCACUGGAGCUCAGUGAAUUCAAGCGUGGUACCAUGAUAGGUUGCCACCUGUGCAGUAAGUCCAGCCAUGAAAUUUCCUUGCCACUAAAUAUUCCACAGUCAUCUGUUAGUGGUAAUAUAACAAAGUGGAAGCAACUGGGAACAACAGCAACAUAAAAUGCCAGAGUGGGGUUAGCGCAUGCUGAAGCACACAGUGCACAGAAGUCGCCAACUGUCUGCAGAGUCAAUAGCUAAAGACCUCCAAACUUCGUUUCCAGUGAAGGGAACUCUUAAGGCAUCAGCAUAUCAAGACAUUUUGGACAAUUUCAUG
Messenger RNA from Staurois parvus, 352 nucleotides. NCBI's taxonomy places the organism in Eukaryota, Metazoa, Chordata, Amphibia, Anura, Ranidae. The record is from the annotation of a GenBank genome assembly.